Molecule: messenger RNA, 759 nt
Organism: Alosa alosa (allis shad)
Lineage: Eukaryota; Metazoa; Chordata; Actinopteri; Clupeiformes; Clupeidae
Gene: npm2a
Product: nucleophosmin/nucleoplasmin, 2a
Exons: 6
Coding region: 161-562 (133 amino acids)
Biological process (GO): chromatin remodeling
Cellular component (GO): nucleolus; cytoplasm; nucleoplasm
Molecular function (GO): RNA binding; chromatin binding; histone binding
Source: RefSeq, a predicted model, not a curated record
CUACAUUCGGGUGCACCUGCAGGUAAUCAAACAAGAGGUCACAGUUCAAUCGACGUAACCGUCUACGCUGGACUCCCACGGCGUCGUCGGAUAAAAAAAAAUAAAAAAAAACAUCUUUAGCCGUCGGAUAAUUUGCAGUUGGGCUGUCUUCCAAAAGUUGAUGGCGAUGAUUGAGGUCCCGAAAGAUGACAGCAUAAAUUCAUUUUGUUCAUCCUGUUCAUCCAUCUCAGACAAAGUUUAUGUACCUUGGGGCUGUGAGCUGACUUCCUCCAAAGCAACAGCAGUUUUCGAAGUGGACUACCCCUUGGAGUGUCAGUUCUUUGUCAAAACGAUCUGUCUGAGUGCUGGUGCCAGUGAUGAUAUGCAUGUGGUUGCUGUUUGUGAUGGAGAUGGGAGGGUUAAGGAAGUACCUAUUGCCACCCUGCGUCAUACCAUGCCCAUGGUUAGUUUCCAAGCAUUUGAGCUUAUACCACCAGUCACUUUCAAACUCGCCUCAGGGCAAGGCCCUGUCUUCAUCACUGGUCAGCAUAUAACUAUUGGAUUGGAAGAAGAUGAAUCUUGACCUACAGUAUAAACCAUGGAGACGGCACUGGAAUUCAGUGUGGGCUAUCAUGUGAAGGGUUUCAUCAUGGCCUCAAAAGCUGUCAACCUUAAAUAUUAAUUCCUCAAAGCUAACUGCUAUAUGUUAAUGGACAGUAGCCGUCCAUUUGUGUGCCAUCAUGUUUGCAAUUUUGAAAUAUGUAUUAGAGAAACUAAAUA